Messenger RNA from Frieseomelitta varia, 1344 nucleotides. Its product is annotated as zinc finger protein 26-like. The coding region runs from base 300 to 1301 and encodes 333 amino acids. Lineage: Eukaryota; Metazoa; Arthropoda; Insecta; Hymenoptera; Apidae. Gene Ontology annotation, molecular function: zinc ion binding; RNA polymerase II cis-regulatory region sequence-specific DNA binding; DNA-binding transcription factor activity, RNA polymerase II-specific. Gene Ontology annotation, cellular component: nucleus. Gene Ontology annotation, biological process: regulation of transcription by RNA polymerase II. The transcript has 3 exons. The record is from RefSeq and is a predicted model, not a curated record.
UGUUUUGGAAUGGAGUGUCAUUUAUGUUAAAAUUCCAUAUGUCCAGUUUUGCUAUUCGUCGUUGUACGGUAGGUAGUCACGUGAUAUUUAAAUACAACAGAAAAGCGCGCCCCACUAGUAAGAAGGGUGAAAUGCUGAACAUGUGGCCAACACGCUCCAACCAAGGCCUACGUACAUACGUACGAACACUCAGGGUAAGAACAACGUGACGUGAUUUUGUGUUUGCAACUAGAUACAACGAACAUCGUAUCGCCUAUUAACGAAGAGACAACGACAACGGACUCGAGUUAUACAGAAGAAUGAAACAAUCGACAGACUACGCAAAAUCUUGCACGUCGAACGGUGGAACGUGUAGGUUAUGCCUUCGUGCUGGGGACUGUUUAGUGCCGAUAUUCGCCGAGGAUGAAACAUCUAAACAGCUGCUUUCUCGUAUUUUGGAUUGCUGUCCCAUCACGCUGCUCGAAAACGACGACCUGCCGAAGACGAUCUGUCGCGAGUGCGAGAGAAAGAUAGCAGUCACGUUCGAGUUUCGCGAACUAUGCAGGAAAACGGAACGCAUCUUGAAAUUGCACUACGAUUUGCGCCGCACGAACGAAUCCAACUGGAGAAUCACGUCGGAUUGCAACGUUGGAAAGGACUCGAAAGCAGAGGAGGAUGGGUCGGCGUACAAACGAACAGACGAGAAGAACGAGCAAGCGUUCGAAGGAGAACAGCAGGACUGGAAUGGCGUUUGGAGAAAUUCGAAAAUGGUCGGUAGCGAACAGGCGGCAGAAGAGAACGACGAAGACGACGCGACAGGAAAAGACAGCGGCGGCGUCGAUGGUAGCAGCAGUAAUGUGCAAAGUCACGGUGACGCAGUGGCAUCUGUGGCAGAAACGCGAUACCUGUGCGACGUCUGCAGCAAAACGUUCGCCUCCAAGUCCGGGCUGCGAUUUCACAUGAAGUCGCACGGUUCAGCCGCGAAGGCUCAUCCGUGCCGAUACUGCGGCAAAGGAUUCGCGAUACCGAGUUACGCGAGAAGGCACGAGAGAAUUCACGCCGGUGACAAACGAUUCGUCUGUCAUUUUUGUAGCGCGACGUUCGCCUCCUCGAACGGUUUGAAAUACCAUUUGAGGCUGCAUUCCGGCGAGGCGAAUUACCACUGCGAAACUUGCGGCAAGUCCUUCUAUCGACGAAAGUAUUUAAACGAGCACGUGUUCACGCACACGGGGGAGAGACCGUACGUUUGCAAGGCAUGUGGCGCUUCUUACGCGAGUUCUGGCAGUCUGUUCGUCCAUCAAAAACGAUGCAAGAAUAAAUAGAACAAAGUGUACACUUUAUUCUAUAAACAAGCGAAUUUAUCCU